This is a messenger RNA of Lynx canadensis (Canada lynx), 747 nucleotides long. RefSeq names its product methionine sulfoxide reductase B3 (gene MSRB3). Gene Ontology annotation, cellular component: cytoplasm. The transcript is spliced from 7 exons. The record is from RefSeq and is a predicted model, not a curated record. The coding region runs from base 130 to 687 and encodes 185 amino acids. Gene Ontology annotation, biological process: protein repair; response to oxidative stress. Gene Ontology annotation, molecular function: peptide-methionine (R)-S-oxide reductase activity. NCBI's taxonomy places the organism in Eukaryota, Metazoa, Chordata, Mammalia, Carnivora, Felidae.
GGACCCUCCCGCGCCCCCUCUCGCUCUGCCUCUGCCUCUGGCUGGCCGCGACUGCGGCGCGGGGAGCCGCGCAGUCAGCUCUUGCCCCUGUUCUUUGCCUCUCGUUUUGUUGGUGAAGAUAUCACAGUGAUGUCUGCAUUCAACCUGCUGCAUUUGGUGACAAAGAGCCAGCCAGUAGCCCUGCGAGCCUGUGGGCUUCCCUCAGGGUCAUGUAGGGAUAAAAAGAACUGUAAGGUGGUCUUUUCCCAGCAGGAACUAAGGAAGCGGCUGACACCCCUGCAGUACCAUGUCACUCAGGAGAAAGGGACCGAAAGUGCCUUCGAAGGAGAAUAUACACAUCACAAAGAUCCUGGAAUAUAUAAAUGUGUCGUUUGUGGAACUCCAUUGUUCAAGUCAGAAAGCAAAUUUGACUCCGGCUCAGGUUGGCCUUCCUUCCACGAUGUGAUCAGUUCUGACGCAAUCACGUUCACGGAUGACUUUUCCUACGGGAUGCACAGGGUGGAAACAAGCUGCUCUCAGUGUGGUGCUCACCUUGGGCACAUUUUUGAUGACGGACCUCGUCCAACCGGCAAAAGAUACUGCAUAAAUUCGGCUUCCUUGUCGUUCACGCCUGCAGAUAGCGGCCGCGGCGCCGAGGGAGGCCGUGGGGCGGGCAGCCCAGCCCAGGCAGACAACGCGGAGCUGUAGGGGAGUGGGGAGCGAUGGAAACAAGUGUACUUAAUGCACAGCUUGUUAAAAAAAAAAAAA